GCCUAUCGCUAUUUCUUAGCUAAACGCCAGGCCAAGCGCGGAGAUGUGAAUUUCACAAACUCAUUUAAAUAGGCAACAAAUAAAACGGCCUACAUAUAGCCAUUAGAAGAUAAUCGUAAUCAAUAAGUUAAUUCUAGGAAAUGGCCAUUGAUUAAAGUUUGUUAUAGAAAGAGCUAAAGAAGAACGAGCAUUCCAAAAGUGCGCAGUAAAAAUCAAUAACUGUUUGUGGGACACACACAUACACGCACACCCACAUGUAAAACGCUUAGCCUGCGAGCAACAAGCACCCACACACAAACAGACAUACAAAAUGUCCGACGAAGAAGAAGAGUCCUUGUCGGAGGGCUUCUCAGCGAGCGAAGAGGAUGAGUGGAAACCGAGCAAAGAUGCGCGCGGAGGCGAAUCCUCCGAUGACGAUGACAGCGAAUUUGAGGAGUCGCCCGGUGGAGCAGCAGCAGCGGGUGCUGCAGCCAGCGCCAGCGGACGCUCCUCAUCGUGCGCCAAUAAAAAGAGAGAACAGAAGCCACCGAGUGGCAUAAAAGGCGCCUCGGUGAAGAAGCGAAAGUCAAGCGGCCAAUCGUUGCGCUCGAAGCUCUAUAAACAAUAUCGUCCGCUGCCGAAAACCUUUCCCACUUCUCCCACACAGCAGAAUUCCCCAACAGCGUCGGCUUCGGGCUCUGCCAGCCGUUUGACGGCCUCAAAAAACGCCAAAACGCCCAAUGAAAGCAACAACACAAUAGACUCCAGCAGCGAAUCGAGCGUGGAUGACUACCUAGUCAAUCCAGCUGACCUCGAUUUAGGUUCCAGUUUCUUCACGGCCAACCGAGAGAAAUCCCCCUCAGUCCCGCCACCGCAAUUCGAUUGCAAUGCGGGCAUAGCGCAACUCUCUGACUCCGGCUCGGGAUCAGAGGAUAACAACGAUAGCAGUUUGGAGGAUAAGGCUUUCGAUUUUCGUGAUCUACUCGAGAAUGCGAACAGCUUGGAGCGCACACGCGAAGCGCUCCUCAGUAAACGGAAUGCCACAGCCACACCGCCGGCUACCAAAACGGCUGCAAUGGAUGUCAAUGCUUUGCUUGCAUUGGGCGAGAACCAAAACUACGCCAAACAGACGGAUAAUAACCAACCAGCGGAGAUGCACGAAUCGAGGCGUCGUUCGCUAGGAGCAGGAAUAGGAAGAGCUGCAGCAACUGGAGCGGGAGCAGAGGCAACUGGAGCUGCCACGCAGCCACCGCCCCUGGAUGCGCCAUCGCGUCUCAGCAAAACCAAAUCAACACGCAUCAAGAGGCACACCAAGACCAGGCCAGCUUCCACAGUUCUGGCCGCUGGCGACACCGAUGACUCCGAUGACUUUGAGGAAGUUGCAGAUGCUCAACUGAGCAGCGAUGAGGAUCCGGAUGCCACGCCCAAUAUUUCGGGAGAUCUGGAAAUCGUUGUGGGCGCCCAACCCACGCGGCUGACCAAAGAGCAGAAGACACAGCAUGAAUUGGAGCUGGCAUUGAAGCGUCGCAUGAACCGCGACAUCAAGGACCGCCAGCUGCUGAUGCACAAAGUGAGUUUGCUGUGCCUGCUGGCGCGCAGCAUCAAAUACAAUCGCCUGCUGGCAGACACGACAUUGAUGCAGGCGGCGCUCAAGCUGCUGCCCAGCCGCAAUGCGUAUCCCACCGAAAAGGGCGUGGAGCUGAAGUAUUUGCAGUCGUUUGUCACCUGGUUCAAGACAGCGAUAAAGCUGCUCAGCCAGGACUUGUAUCCGACCCAUGAGAAGGCUGGCUCGAAGCGUGCCAUAAUCGAGCAGCUGCUGGAGCAGAUCAAGCGCAAGGAAGCCCGCUGCAAGCAGGAUAUGAUCUUCAUAUUCAUUGUACUUGCACGCGGCAUGGGCAUGAACUGUCGCCUGAUUGUCAAUCUGCAGCCGAUGGCGUUGCGACCGCAGGCCAGCGACUUGAUACCCAUCAAAUUGAAGCAGGAGGAGAAGAACAAGAGUCAGACGAUUAAGGCUGAGCAGGAGGAGGAGGAGGAGGAGGAUGAGGAUUUGGAGGAACAGAAGCCAAGCGCGUCCAAGCCUCGCACAACUGUUAAGCGAUCGGCCAGCAAGAGCAGUCCGAAAGCUGAUACCAAAACCAGCUCCAGCUCAAAUAUACCAGCCAAAACUGCCAAGAAAGAGACUGAAGGGCUAAAGAGAGGCAGCAGCAGCAGCAGCAGUAGCUCCAAGAAAGCCAAUGAACAGCCCAAGGGCAGCUCAGCCAGGUCAGGCAACCAGAAAGCCAAAAGCAAACUCUCCGACAGCAAUUCGGAAGCUGAAGCCAAGGCCAGCAGCUCCAACGCACAAAAGCCAAAGGCUAGCAGCUCACGCUCUGCCACAACUGCUGCAGUCAAGGUCGAAGCUGAGGCAGCACCCAAACCUAGCCGCUCGGCUGCAAAGACAAUCGAAGGCGCCCCCGAAGCGAAGCCGCAGCUCUCGCGCCUGAAGCGCGCACCGAAGCUGCCCGAGACGAUUGCAGUGAAGCGUGCCAAGGAGCCGCAGUUGCAAGUCGAGCCCUCGCCAGUGGCGCGACGCACACGCAAAGCAUCCGCCGACAAGGAGCGAGUGGCAGAAGUUUCCUAUCCAGCAGCUAAAGUGGGCUCGCCCGUGAUACCCAAAGUAAUGCUGGCCAAUGGCAAGGCGAGGAAGGCCAAGCCCAAUGAUGCAGAGAACGCCAAGCCAGGCGAGAAUCAGCUCGUGGAGCCUGAGACGCGAUCGCGCAGCAAGUCGCCCAAGGCAUACAUCUCCACACAGUUCCUAAAGGGCCAUGAGGCAGCUGCUCCCUCAGCCGCUGUGAAGGCAGCCAGAACCAAGUCCACCAAAGAACUGGAGCCCAAGCGGGAGCUGCGUACGCGUCAGCAAAAGACUAAAGCACUGGGCAUACCCCAGCUAGAUGGCGGCGACGAUAGCGUGCCAGUGCCCAAGAAGCGCAUAAAGCUGGAGAAGUUGCAGAAAUCGCAUAGCCAGGGCGGUGAUUCAACCUCUGGCGGCUCCACGCCCAGUCCGGCCAUCAAGAAGGCGCCGGUGCUGCCCAAGGCAGUGCAGCAUCUACGCAAGGAUCGUCGCGUGCUCUCCACAGACGACGAGAGCGUCAAGGAGAAGAGGAAAACAACGGCAUCCGAUAUGUGGGUGGAGGUGUGGUCCGAUGUGGAGGAGCAGUGGAUAUGCAUAGAUCUGUUCAAGUGCAAGCUGCACUGCGUGGAUACCAUAAGGCGAAAUGCUUCCUCGAGCCUGGCCUACGUCUUCGCGUUCCAGGACGAUAUGAGUGUAAAGGAUGUCACCGCACGCUACUGCCCCAACUGGACGACCACAGUGCGCAAGUCCCGUGUGGAGAAAGCCUGGCUGGACGAGACACUGGCUCCUUAUUUGGGCAGGCGCACCAAGCGUGACAUACGCGAGGAUGAGGAACUGCGUCGCAUCCACUCGGACAAGCCACUGCCCAAGUCCAUAUCCGAUUUCAAGGAUCAUCCCUUGUACGCACUCGAGCGCCAUCUACUCAAAUUUCAGGGCAUCUAUCCGCCAGAUGCGCCCACUCUGGGCUUUAUACGCGGCGAGCCGGUCUACUCCCGCGACUGUGUGCAUCUGCUGCACUCGCGCGACAUUUGGCUGAAGAGUGCGCGCGUCGUCAAGCUGGGCGAACAGCCCUACAAAAUAGUGAAGGCGCGACCCAAGUGGGAUAAGCUCACGCGCAGCGUCAUCAAGGAUCAACCGCUGGAGAUCUUUGGCUAUUGGCAAACGCAGGAGUAUGAGCCGCCCACAGCCGAGAAUGGAAUUGUGCCACGGAAUGCCUAUGGCAACGUGGAGCUCUUCAAGGCGUGCAUGUUGCCCAAGAAGACAGUGCAUCUCAGACUGCCCGGAUUGAUGCGCGUCUGCAAGAAGCUGAACAUAGACUGCGCGAAUGCUGUUAUUGGCUUUGAUUUCCAUCAGGGCGCCUGUCAUCCCAUGUACGAUGGCUUUGUGGUCUGCGAGGAGUUUGCCGAGGUGGUCAUCGCCGCCUGGGAGGAGGACCAGCAGGAGCAGGCGCGCAAGGAGCAAGAAAAAUACGAAACGCGCGUCUACGGCAAUUGGAAGAAACUCAUCAAGGGCCUCUUAAUACGCGAGCGCCUCAAAGCUAAAUAUAAUUUUUAAAUUCCCCUUCUUUUCGUCUCACUGUUUAAUGUUCGAAGUGUAUUGCGUAUU
Molecule: messenger RNA, 4195 nt
Organism: Drosophila navojoa
Lineage: Eukaryota; Metazoa; Arthropoda; Insecta; Diptera; Drosophilidae
Gene: Xpc
Product: DNA repair protein complementing XP-C cells homolog
Biological process (GO): nucleotide-excision repair; mismatch repair
Cellular component (GO): nucleotide-excision repair factor 2 complex; XPC complex; cytoplasm
Molecular function (GO): single-stranded DNA binding; damaged DNA binding
Source: RefSeq, a predicted model, not a curated record